GGUUUGUUGGUGUGGUGUUUCUGUGAAAAGCUGAGAUCUGAAUCUGGGUCGUUAAUUAACUCGUGGAGCCAGCAACAGGUGAAACUGCCACAUGAUCUGAACUUUCCCUCAAGGCUCAAGGGAAAGAGAGGAGAGAAAAGCUGAGAUCAUGCUGGCAGCUUCAACUGCUGAUAAUGGCGCACGCUGCAUCUCUGCCGAUGAAUGAAGGCGCUUUUAGUUUCUG
Linum tenue is the source of this 223-nucleotide messenger RNA. The record is from the annotation of a GenBank genome assembly. Lineage: Eukaryota; Viridiplantae; Streptophyta; Magnoliopsida; Malpighiales; Linaceae.